AUGACCGAGUCAACGUUUGGCUUCAUGCCGCUGGUGUUCUUCGUCGACGACGUUCAGCACCCAAAGUCAAAGAACUCGCGGAAGCGACUAGAGUCCACCUCACGAUCACACGCAGCCCGAGUGGCGCAUGAGAAGCGCAAGGCAGUCAAAGCAAAGGGCAAUCCGGAAGACGCUUGCGGACGAAAUCAGGGCCCGGCGAUACUCCGCAACGCGCGAAUGGCAGCGGUUCCGACGUCAAUCAAGAUCUUUUGGCACGUCGUCGUUCCAGGCGUGAGGCCGAUGUGCACCAUUUUCAACACUCGAUGCCUGGCGACCCAGGAAUGGAUGGGAUAUAUGGCGCAAGACGUAUUCUUCCACGCCGCAGCAGCAGCCAUGCAUGCCGCUCACGAUCCGCUCAUCAAUCGCGAGUUCCGGACCCGGCCAUCGCAAGUCAUCUUUGAGCAUCGGGGCAAAGCAAUGGCUGCACUGCGACGACACAUGGCGCGUGGCGAGGAUAUCACCGACGCCAUGUUGCUCACAGUGUGUUUCCUCGCCUUGCUGGAACGGCGCUAUAACGAAAUGGAGGCCCAUCAACUUCACAAGCAGGCUCUCGGCAGCUUGGUGGCUUCGCGAGGCGGCCUCGAUGCUCUUCCGCCAUAUAUCAAGUGCCUGCUCAUGCAGUACGAGUUUCCUUGGGCGAUUGAGACGGGCUCUUCGGUCUUGCCGCGGACUCAGCGGCGCCAGCCCCUUUACCCGGGUGGAUCAGGCUCAAAGACCUUGCAGAAGCAGAUACGCUCGCUGCCAGAGGGGUUCGCGGCCCUUGGUCUCCAAGGCAAGAUCUCGACACACCUGCUUUUGAUCUUGGAGCGGUUCACAAUGUAUCCAACAAAGGGCCGUGAGCUUGAUACAGAGAACGAGAGCUGUAAACUUCACAUCGGGUAUGUGUUUGAUGACUUCUGGGACGCGUUUCCUCAGCUUUCGUUCGAUGAGCGCGACUCCCAGGAGCCAUCGUUGAACAACCUGCUCUUCCUCUGUCUGCUCGUUUACGCAGGGUUGCGGCAUAGUCCCAUACCGCAGGUAAACAGCAUCGUUGUCUGUAUGCGGGCGGCUCUACACGCCAGGUUGGUCCAAUGCACCCGGCUUAGAGAGGCGGCAGAAGAAGAGUGUCUCCGCUGGAUAUGGGCAGUCGCGGUUUCCUCGUGGAGGCAGAGGGACGGGACCCUUGAUCAGCCUGGUUUCCAGUUGCUGGAGCGCCAACGCUGGAGACUCGGCUCUUCGAGCAGUGAAGAGUUUGAAAAGACUUUGAGGAAGUUCUUCUGGGACGAUGGGUUGGAGAUGACGUGCAGGCAGAUGUUUCAAAUUCAGGGCAGGAGCGACUGUCAACCUGGGAAAUAG
This is a messenger RNA of Aspergillus mulundensis, 1374 nucleotides long. RefSeq lists its product as uncharacterized. Lineage: Eukaryota; Fungi; Ascomycota; Eurotiomycetes; Eurotiales; Aspergillaceae. The record is from RefSeq and is a predicted model, not a curated record. The coding region runs from base 1 to 1374 and encodes 457 amino acids. The transcript is spliced from 2 exons.